CCGCCGCGCCCCGCACUCGCCGGCUCGCCGCUGUCCUCCCCUCGCUCUCCGGCCAGUCGGGCGGCGGGCCCCCGAGAGACCCCGUCGGGUCGAGGCUGGUGGCUGGCAGGCAGGCGGGCGGGCGGGCGGUCAGGCCCGGGCCUCGGCCUCCUCGCCAUGUCCUCGGGCCGCGACGCCAGCGGCCGCUUCCCGCUGCACCUCCUGGUCUGGAACAACGACUACCGGCAGCUGGAGAAGGAGCUGCGGGACCAGAAUGCAGAAGCUCUGGACCCACGGGGUCGGACAUUACUGCACCUUGCGGUUUCUUUGGGGCAUUUGGAAUCUGCUCGAGUGUUGCUGCGACAUAAAGCAGAUGUGACCAAAGAAAAUGGCCAGGGAUGGACAGUUCUGCAUGAAGCUGUGAGCACGGGUGAUCCCGAGAUGGUCCACACCGUCCUGCAACACCGAGACUACCAUAACACAUCCAUGGCCCUUGGAGGUGUACCUGAGCUGCUACACAAGAUUCUCGAGGCCCCGGAUUUCUAUGUGCAGAUGAAAUGGGAGUUCACCAGCUGGGUGCCCUUGGUCUCUAGAAUCUGCCCGAAUGAUGUCUGCCGCAUUUGGAAGAGUGGUGCUAAGCUGCGCGUGGACAUCACUCUGCUGGGGUUUGAGAACAUGAGCUGGAUAAGAGGGAGACGAAGUUUCAUAUUUAAGGGAGGAGACAACUGGGCAGAGCUGAUGGAAGUCAACCACGAUGACAGAGUGGUCACCACUGAACACUUCGACCUUUCCCAAGAAAUGGAGCGCCUCACCCUGGACCUCAUGAAGCCAAAGAGCAGGGAGGUUGAGAGGCGGCUCACGAGCCCAGUCAUCAACACCAGCCUCGACACUAAGAAUAUUGCCUUUGAAAGAACUAAAUCCGGAUUCUGGGGCUGGAGGACAGAUAAAGCAGAAGUUGUUAAUGGUUACGAAGCCAAGGUUUACACGGUCAACAAUGUGAGUGUGAUCACCAAAAUCCGCACGGAGCACCUGACAGAGGAGGAAAAGAAGAGGUACAAAGAGGACCGGAAUCCACUGGAGUCUCUGCUGGGAACUGUGGAACAUCAGUUUGGUGCUCAAGGGCAGGACCUCACUACGGAGUGUGCCACCGUGAACAACCCCACGGCCAUCACACCCGACGAGUACUUUGACGAAGACUUUGAUCUGAAAGACAGGGACAUUGGAAGGCCAAAGGAGCUGACGAUCCGAACACAGAAGUUUAAAGCUACACUGUGGAUGUGCGAAGAGUUCCCACUCUCCCUCGUGGAACAGGUCAUUCCCAUCAUCGACCUCAUGGCUCGGACCAGCGCUCAUUUUGCAAGAUUGAGAGAUUUCAUCAAAUUGGACUUUCCUCCUGGAUUCCCUGUCAAAAUAGAAAUCCCCUUGUUUCACGUUUUGAACGCACGGAUUACAUUUGGAAAUGUUAAUGGCUGUAGCACCGCUGAAGAGAGUCAGAAUGUGGAGGGGAUCCAGGCCGACACAGCUUCCGAGGUCACAAGCUUUGAGGUUGAUCAGUCUGUGUUUGAAAUUCCUGAGUCCUAUCACGUUCAAGACAAUGGCAGAAACGUGCAUCUCCAGGAUGAGGACUAUGAAAUAAUGCAGUUUGCCAUCCAGCAGAGCCUGUUGGAGUCCAACAGGAGCCAGGAACUUUCGGGACCAGCUUCAAAUGGAGGGAUCAGCCCCACCCACAGCUAUGAAGCCCAGUAUGAGAGGGCCAUCCAGGAGAGCCUCCUAACCACCAUGGAAGGCCCGUGCCCAGGUGCCCUCGGUGAGUCAAGCCGCUUUGACAGUGACCUGCAGCUGGCCAUGGAGCUGUCUGCCAAGGAGCUGGCCGAACAGGAGCUCAGGCUGCAGGAGGAAGAGGCCCAACUCCAGCAAGUCUUGCAGCUGUCACUCACCGAGAAAUAGACAUUUCUGUCCAGGGGCUGCGCGGGAGUGCUCCGUCAGCUGAGACCCGACGGCAGAGGGCCUGCACUCCUGCAGACAGCAGCUGCCCCUUCCUUAUGCAAAGGAGCAGGCCCAGGGACUCCCCAGAGUGGAGAAGGGGAGCACUGGCAGGCCCCAUCUCCAGGCUGAGGGGAGGGGCAUCGUCACCUUCCAUUAGCUGCCCUGGCUUGCAGGUCACAUCUCUACUACCAGCUUUAGACAGACGCCAAGCCCUGCGGGUUAGCAGAGACAUCUUAAUCAGGAGUUCUAACAGUUCCUGUAGGGUCAGGGUGCUUUCCACACGGGAGCAGCGGCCUUUGUAGAGUGCUCACCAAAGAAACGGGUUAUGCUGACCUCUCCAUUUCCCUUCCUGUAGGGUCCCUAGGAUAGGACGUUGCCGCCAUUACACCUCCUCAUCUCUACCUUGUCCAUGCCCUGUACCCCAGCUAAGAGGAUAUGCACAGGAUCUAUUUUAGAUUAUGGCUAACUAUUUGCAUCAAAUUAAGAUAGACAAAUGACCACGGAGGUUGCCUUAGCCUUAAAAAUUACUAAUAGUUUUAAGCCACCUCACUCCACACACGGAGGAGAGUUCCUCUGGGAGCAGCAUCCUCCAGGCUACACCAAAGGCAGCUAAUCCUGUCCUUGGAGGAGCAGCUAGGGGAGUCGGUCGGCGGCUGGUUCUCGAAGCAGGCAAGCUGACCGAAGCGCUGGCCCAGCAGAGCCAGCUGCAGGCCUGGCUGCCUCGGAGGACGGACAGGAUGGACUUGAAGUCAGAGGGACGCUAACAUGGAGUAGAGGCUCUUCAUCCAAAAGGGAAAAGGGACAACUCAUUGCUUUUUAGAAUUCAAAUCAACAUCUUUCUGGAUAAAUAUAUUUUUUAACAGAAUCUUUUUAUUAUUUUUAAAAGAUAUAAAAAUGACUACUCCCAUCAGUAGCAAUACAAGGUUAUGCAUUUUAACCAGAUUUUCUCAGGCCUUUUUUGGAUACCUUUAGUAGUUAACUAUUUUGUCUAACCCUCCUGUAAAUACCUACUGCAUAACAGACCGACCCCUGGGGGAUACAGCCAAGGGCACCCUGCACCUCUCACCUGGUGCAGGCAUCCCCCCCCCACAGGCUGCGCUGACCACUGGUAAACAGCACCUGCCUCUGUUUUGCAUCUGUUUCCUGUUACGCUUCUUUUGGGAUAGGAAGGGAAUCCACUAGUCCCAAGAAUGUCUGUUUGAUACAGUCAGUGUUGCCAGUAAAAUGUUCUUAGACAAAAAGAAUUGUGAUUUUAAUUCCUCAUAGCCAUCUGCCUUUUGUCACGGUCUAACCAGAAUUCCCUCCCUGUACAUAGGCCGGUAUGGGCAUCACAUUUGUACAGCUUGGCGGUCUGUUUCCUUGGCGUUUGUUGGGGGCAAAGGUACUGUGGGAGUGGCAGUCCUCGGCCGUGUCACCCACCAAGGUGACUCCCGGGUGACUCCUCUGUUUGCAUUCCUGAAGUCUGUGACUGUGUCCCCAGGAAGUCACUUGAAAAAGGACUGAGCAUUGCAUCAACAUGUUGCAGCUUUCCCCACGUGUUCUCUCUUAAAACGCCAAUAAAUACGCUUCCAUAGA
Messenger RNA from Peromyscus leucopus (white-footed mouse), 3540 nucleotides. RefSeq names its product ankyrin repeat domain 13A (gene Ankrd13a). The transcript is spliced from 15 exons. The record is from RefSeq and is a predicted model, not a curated record. Gene Ontology annotation, molecular function: protein binding. Gene Ontology annotation, cellular component: cytoplasm. Bases 157 to 1926 code for a protein of 589 amino acids. NCBI's taxonomy places the organism in Eukaryota, Metazoa, Chordata, Mammalia, Rodentia, Cricetidae.